Molecule: messenger RNA, 567 nt
Organism: Emys orbicularis (European pond turtle)
Lineage: Eukaryota; Metazoa; Chordata; Testudines; Emydidae
Gene: TNFAIP8L3
Product: TNF alpha induced protein 8 like 3
Exons: 1
Coding region: 67-567 (166 amino acids)
Biological process (GO): regulation of apoptotic process
Cellular component (GO): cytoplasm
Source: RefSeq, a predicted model, not a curated record
AUAGGUCCUGAUUGUUUCAGUUCAAAGAACCUUGCGCUGCAAGCACAGAAAAAGCUCCUGAGUAAAAUGGCUACCAAAACUAUGGCUAACAUGCUCAUCGACGACACAAGCAGUGAAAUAUUUGAUGAGUUAUAUAAAGUAACUAGAGAACAUACAAGGAACAAGAAGGAAGCUCACAAAAUUAUGAAGGACUUGAUUAAAGUGGCAAUAAAAAUUGGGAUCCUCUACCGAAACAAUCAAUUCAACCAAGAAGAGCUGGAAAUCGUAGACAAAUUCAGAAAGAAGUUGAAUCAGACAGCCAUGACAAUUGUCAGUUUUUACGAAGUAGAAUACACCUUUGAUAGAAAUGUUCUUGCAGAACUUCUGAAUGAAUGUAAAGACCUGGUGCACGAACUGGUAGAGCGACACCUGACGCCCAGGUCCCAUGGGCGUAUCAACCAUGUCUUCAAUCACUUUGCAGAUGUGGAAUUCCUCACUGCCCUGUAUAGCCUUGAUGGGGAUUGCCGACCACACCUCAAAAAGAUCUGUGAUGGAAUCAACAAACUACUUGAUGAGAAAGUCCUUUGA